This is a messenger RNA of Styela clava, 699 nucleotides long. NCBI's taxonomy places the organism in Eukaryota, Metazoa, Chordata, Ascidiacea, Stolidobranchia, Styelidae. The record is from RefSeq and is a predicted model, not a curated record.
UUUGGAAGCGAUUGUGCAUGUAUACUCGGGAUGGGUAAUUGCUAUAGCAAGAUGCCUACUAAGGAGUUGAAAGAUAAAAUAAGAGCGAGGAGGAGUAUCUUUGAGGAUAAACGACGACCAACAAGGCUCAUAAAAAAGGCGAUAAAAAAUAUCGUUCGUUAUAUUAAAAAGAAGAGGAGAAACAGUAAAGAUUUAAUGAAUCGUUUCGUGACAAGGGCGACAGAGAUCGGUCGAUUGACAAGAAAACAACUGAAAAAGACUUUCUGUUGUUGCUUGUAUUGGGAAAUAUGUGAUAUUGAAUAUUACGAGGAUUUUGACGAUUUGUUCGACCCGCCGACGCCUUCAUGCCUCCGGGAUAAAUUUUAUGAUUUAUUCAACGUGCCGGGGCCUUCAUGCCACGAUGGAGAUUGGCAGUAUGUGACUCUAUUCACUCCAGGAAUUUGCCCCAAUCCACUCUCUGCAGAUGACGACGAGAUCAUUUCUCGCCAUCCUUCUCCGCGACCAUUUGGAGCUUACGUGGAACAGAAAGAACUCUUGGACUGGUUUGAAAAAAUUGAACAUCAAGCUUCAGUGAAAGAAAUAGAAUGGGAGAUCAAAUGGAAACUACCUUUUUACGGACCCGAAGAUUCGUAUGUGCAUACUUAUCGGGUCGAGGAGAAGCAAGGAGACAAAGAAAGAGAGCAAGUAUUUGAAAUUUAA